GCUGCCCUGAUUGAUAUAUGACUGCAAUGGCACUUUUCCAUUUGACAUUCUCUCUCCCUCUCUCUCCCUCUCUCUUAAACAGCCCUAACUUUUGUGUGUUGCAAAUAUAAAAGGCAAACCAUGUGACAGAGGGACAGCAGAACAAAAGCAUUUGGAAGCAACAGGACCUCUUUUUAGCUCUCUGAAGAGCUGGAGGGAAGGAAGGAGCAGAGCAUUCGCUGAAGGGAGAAAGGAAGAGUUUUGCUGUUGUGAGCCAAGAGAUAAAGCAGUAGAGGAGUGUAAGUACAGUCCUCUGGAGUGGAUAGUGAGAACCCCGCUGAGGAGGAAAGCCCCAUCUCUCUGCUGAGACUCAGGGACUGCACUGCUUGUGCCCAGACAGGAUCCAGUUGUGUCCCUUGUCCCUGCGGGAGCGCCGCCUGUCUUCCUCCUCUCCAUUUGCUGCCUGGGAAAUUCCCUUUGCUAUACGGGAGAUUCUCUGAUGGAUUACAAUCUCAGCAAACUCUAACUCCAGAGGAAGAAUGACAACUAAGAGACUUAAACCAGACUUUUUACUUUCCUGGAGAGGAACUGGCUCACAGUAUUCGGCGUUUUUUUAAUCCUCUACCUCCCUCUGCUGUUAUCACAGCAAAGUUCCUCAACAAUGGGAAGUCAUGUACUUGCAGCUUCAAUUUCCAUGCUCUCGCUCCUGGCAAUGAUGGGAGACACGGACAGCAAACCAGACAAUUCCUUUAUGAUCGACACCGAUCCCAGCCGCUGCAUGAGGCAUCAUUAUGUGGACUCCAUCAGCCAUCCCCUGUACAAGUGCAGCUCAAAGAUGGUGCUGCUGGCUCGCUGUGAAGGACGUUGCAGCCAGACAUCGCGCUCGGAGCCAAUGGUGUCCUUCAGCACUGUCCUAAAGCAGCCUUUCCGCUCCACUUGCCACUGCUGCCGGCCCCAGACCUCCAAGCUGAAGGCCAUGCGGCUGCGCUGCUCAGGUGGCAUGAGGCUCACCGCCACAUACCGCUACAUCCUCUCCUGCCACUGCGAGGAGUGCAACUCCUAGGGACGUGCCUGCUGCAGUGCUACAGGACCGGGAUGCUGCUGCUGGGGAGGGCUCCAAGAAGUGACUGGAGAUGAGGCCGACAGUCCCAGGACACAACUAACUGGGGUGGAUGGAGCUGAGAGAUAAUGAGGAAUAUCUCCUGGGGCCUGAAUGGUUCUGGUACCAAUCUGUGGCAAUGGCAAAAGCACGUGGACUUGUUUUUAAGCAACCUUUCUUUUUUGCUGAAAGGAUAUUUUUGCCAGUUUCUCCUUUUUCAGGCCCAGCUCAUGAUUUACUUUGGGCCCCGAGCAGUAACAGCUCAACAUAGAAGGCUGGAGGGGCAGCAGCACUGUGCACUGGAAGCCAGCUUCCAGACAGAUCAUGGGCAUUGGUUCUCACAUACAACAUCUUCACUUGUCUGUAUUCUCAGACUCCAGGCUACAUCAGCCUUCAUGCAAACUGUGUCGUUGGCAAGGGCUACCCACUGCUGAUUUAUCAGCCAAGUGCUGGAUAGCUUUAACUGUGGUUUAGCAGAAAUUACAAAUAAAUCACUGAAAAGUGAACCUAAUGCAAAAUGUACCUCUGGGAUUACCCAGCGCCAGCUGAAAAAAUUAUUUGCAGUAUACAGCUUCACAGUUGAGUGGUUGAGGGACUCUUGAGAAGUGUAAGGUCAUGAGGCAUUAUUCCCCUCUAAAAGCAUGUAAAUGUGACACAUUACAUCUGUCACAAAAGCCAUUAUUCAAACACUAAAAACUAAACAAGAAAUAAAAUGAUGCAUACUAAA
Messenger RNA from Lagopus leucura (white-tailed ptarmigan), 1805 nucleotides. It is a transcript of the gene NDP, whose product is annotated as norrin cystine knot growth factor NDP. Bases 641 to 1042 code for a protein of 133 amino acids. Gene Ontology annotation, biological process: Wnt signaling pathway. Lineage: Eukaryota; Metazoa; Chordata; Aves; Galliformes; Phasianidae. The transcript has 5 exons. The record is from RefSeq and is a predicted model, not a curated record.